AUGUCACUGCAGAAAUAUCCAUUUUCAAGACAUGACUGUAAGCUUGUUAUCAAGUCAUAUGCGUACGAAAGAGCUCAUCUUCAACUAAAUUGGUACAACAAACCUUUAACGUUUCCUGUAAGCGAAAUAACGAAAUUUCAUAUUGGCAAAGAUAAUUCAUCCAAAGCUGAUGAGCUGUAUGUCAUUUUCCAGUUUCAAUCAGCAGCAAAAUUUCACUUCCUUUACACGUUUCUUCUCUACUUCCUCAUUGUGUCAUUGUCGUGGGUCAGCUUUUGGGUAAAUCAUAAGGCAGUUUCAGCAAGGGUCGGUUUGGGUGUGACCACAAUAUUGACGCUAUGCACAUUGUACAACACGGACCACAAUAUAAACAGAGAACAGAGCGCCGACUACUUUUAUUUCCUACUUUGCAUCGUGUAUCUAUUCGCGUCCUUGAUUGAAUUCGUGUUUGUCGGCAUCACAAGUUUGAAGUGGAAUGACAAAUCUAAGAAAGAAAAACAGAGCUCAAACGAUGCAGCAACAAUCUCCCAUACCAAAUAUGAUACAAAACAAAAUUUGCAAUCAACCCGGAGAAGUGUUGUUACAUCUGCCCCUGGAGAAGGUAUAACUGGUAUACUAGAAGACGUCCAUAGAUAUUCGAAAGAGAAAAAAGGGAGAUUGUUGUCAAAACACACCAAGAAGGCGUUAAGAAAGGCUGUGGAAUAUCAUCGAAAGGACGAAGAUAUUCAUUUUAUUGACAAAUUCUCCAGAUUUUUAUUUCCUAUUUCGUUUUUUAUUAUUAAUAUAAUAUUUUUCAUUUAUUACAACUUAAACUGAAGACAAAAUAUGGUGGAACAUUUUGUGCAUGACUACUUAAUAACUUAUUACAUGAUGGA
Molecule: messenger RNA, 872 nt
Organism: Hydractinia symbiolongicarpus
Lineage: Eukaryota; Metazoa; Cnidaria; Hydrozoa; Anthoathecata; Hydractiniidae
Product: gamma-aminobutyric acid receptor subunit beta-like
Exons: 5
Coding region: 1-813 (270 amino acids)
Biological process (GO): signal transduction; regulation of membrane potential; chemical synaptic transmission
Cellular component (GO): synapse; neuron projection; membrane
Molecular function (GO): extracellular ligand-gated monoatomic ion channel activity; neurotransmitter receptor activity; transmembrane signaling receptor activity
Source: RefSeq, a predicted model, not a curated record